GAGUUUUGUUUUGGUCUCCUGCCGCAGCGCCGCAGCAGCGCCGUCCUCUAGUCUGUGUGUUCCACUGUUUCGGUGCUUGGCUUCUGCUAGCGUGAACGCGAGUGAAGGCGAGUCGCGAGGACGAGGAGCAGAGCGGUGUGGUCGCGUUGGCCUCUUGGCCUGGCUCAGCGGCUCAGCCCUUCAAAAUGCGUGUGUUGUGCAUCGCCGUGCUGUUGACGGCGCUCGUCUUGGCCGCGGCCGCCAAGCAGAGGGUCCGAAAGUUCGACGGGGACUUCGAGUUCGCGGAGGAGGAUGACAGCUCCAAGGGCGGCGAGAAGAAGCGCUGGAUCCUGGACCCAGACAGUCCGCUGUGCCGGCCCCUGCGGUGCAAGCAGUACAAGGAGCUGUGCCUGCUGGAGGACCUGACCACGGCCGUGUGCGUGGGCAAGAAGGAGCUCCGGCGGAACGGGGACGUGGUGAUUCCGCGGUCCCGACUGCCGUCCUCCACGGCGUCCCCGUCGGGCUCCUCCGAGGACGAGUUCUACGACAGCGAGGACGACGAGGAGGAGGAUGACACGAGCGAGUCCAUCACGAACUGCUCGCCCUGCCCCGUGGUGCGGCCCACCUUCCUGUGCGGCGCCGACAACCGCACCUACUCGUCGCUGUGCCGCCUGGACUACCACAACUGCAUCCACGGCACCGCCGUGGGCGUGGCCUGCAAGGGAUUCUGCCCCUGCAAAGAGAAAGAGCUGGUCCAGCGCAAGAAGGAGCGGCAGCAGGAGCGCUACUCGCAGUUCGUCAGCAAGUACCGCGCCACCGUCGAGAAGCAGCAGCUGCAGACGCCGCAGCCCCUGCAGCAGCAGACAGCCCAGGACGUGACGGCGCCCACCAAGAAGGCCAACAAGAAGGCCGUCAAGCUGGACAGCAAGUACACCUUCACGCCCGAGGACUUCAAGUACGACAACAAGCACUACAAGUACAUCAAGUACACCAAGUACAACAAGGGCGGCGAGGAGAAGGACAAGCAGCGCGUCUUCAACGAGGUCCUGGAGGGCAAGCCCCAGUCCGGCGACCGGCCCGUGUCCGCCGCGCCCCCGCAGGCCAGCGCCGAGUGCGGGGCCUCGCAGCUGCAGAGCAUGGGCGACCGCAUGCUGGACUGGUUCUCCGUGGUGAUGGCCGACGCCGCCUCCCGCGGCCGCCCCCGGCAGCGGUCCAACUCCAAGGCCAACUUCCCCGGCAGCUGCCAGGCCGAAGUCCGCUGGAUGUUCGGCCACCUGGACCGCGACGCCGACUCCCGCCUGUCCCUCCACGAGCUGUACGGCCUCGAGCACGACCAGAGCGAGAAGUGCAUGAAGCCCUUCCUGGACUCCUGCGACACUGACCUCGACGUGUUCGUGGGCCCCGACGAGUGGUGCCGCUGCUUCGAGAAGACGGAGCGGCCGUGCGAGGCCGUCAAGCGCGGCAUGUCCCCCAAGGCCCUGCGAGAGGUGUACGUCCCCGACUGCGACCUGGACGGCUUCUUCCGCGCGGUGCAGUGCGGCCCCACCGGCAACGUGUGCUGGUGCGUGGACAAGCACGGCGUGGCGGUGCCCGGGACGCGCGUCUUCGGCAAGCCGUCGUGCAACGAGCUCCUCAACAAGACCAACAAGGACCAGCGCCAGGGCCAGGAGAGCAACCAGCUCCACGACAGCAGCGACGACGACGAGGACGACGAUGACGACGACGACGUGGAGGGCAGCGCGGACCAGCCGCUCGACUUCUAGGCGCAGCGCGCAGCGGGAUGACCACCAGGGCCGUGAGCAACAACAGGCGCCCCUGUACGCCAGUGCACUGUAUCCGGUGUGGAGCUGGGAAAGUGGUUCCGGUUCCGAAGCAACCGUCCGAGCGUCGUGACAAGAACUACCCCGCCACGCCCGGCCCCGCCCAGCCCUGCCCGGCCCCACCCAACAGCCGCCAGCCAUGGGAGAUGCAGGCAAACUUCGGUCUGACCAGGGCACGGCGAGGCCGUGGCGAGGCCGAGGCCGCGGCGUGGAAGUCCGGACCGGAUCGGACCCAAGUUACGGCCAAGCGACUGUAGACUGUAGCCGCGGGGGGCGGCCCAGUCCGUCGGUCGGCCGCCGGCCGCCCCUCCUUAUUAUUUUAACAGUACGUGUUAUGAGCUUCUGUUACGCACUGGGAAGCCGGGCUACCAUAGCAGCAAUGUGUUUUCAUGACCCCUUUUCAUAUUACGUAUUUCCUCCGACUAGAGUUUUCAUUUUACAAAUCCCCCGAGUGGGAGCAUCAAAACACAUGAGGAAAUCAAUAAACCCAUUCUGCUCAUCUAGCGAUCUAAGCCUUUGUAUCUAUUUCUACCACGCAGUGUAACUAUUAGCUGAAACGUAAUGUGUUUGAUCUUAGAGUAAUUGUAGGCUGUGUCCAUGUGUCCACAGCCUUUUAUGUUGUUAGAUGUGAGAAUUGAGUCCAUGUAAUGUCUAUGUUUGUUUUUUCUUGUUGAAAUACUUUGUAGGUUGAUGAAAUAUCGCAGCAAGGUUUGGAAAAGAGAUCUCCAAAUCUGCAAGACCACUAAGGUCACUUGUACUUAAGAGUGUACCUCCAAGGUACUACAAGAAUAAAAAGUGUUCAACUUAUUCUGUAUGUGUUUGUGAGUUAUUGAAGAAUGAGCGGAAGUGAAUGAUAUAAUUUGGUAGGAUACUUGCUACAUUCCGUAUUUACAAUCUGUGUGAAAAUUUUGUUUUGUCUUCAUUUGCUUGCAGCUUGGUGGGCUGGAUUGCCAUUUCCUUGUACUUACGUACCUUUAGUGUCCUAUUUACCUACCUAACAAUUUGCCAGCCUGCUCUUGUCUCACUUUAUUGUAUGUCAUCUGUAAUAUUUUUGUAUUUCAAUUUCAUUCCCUUGUGCUUUGGACAGUUUUAUCAAAUUAGGACACUGUUAUUUUUUAAAUGUUCUGUAUAAUAUGUUUAUUAAUAUUUGUUGUGUGAUUUAGAUGUUUUAAUACUCUUAUUUUGUUAAUUUCUUUCAUCAUUCUUAUUGUAAAAUGUCAUAGGCACCAACAUUCAUAGAAAGAUGUUUGUGAUUAUGAUAUGUAUUUAUCUGUCCAUUUCUCCUAAAACUGCCCUGGGAGUCCAUGUGGGUGCCGUAGUUAUCUUGUAUAUUUGACAGUUUCUUAUGUAUUAUAGUGGGUGUCUGUCAUAGUCGGCUUUUUAAAAAGAACGACACCCCACAUGCUAGUAGUUAUGAAAAAGGUUCUUUAAAGCCUUUGAAGCCCAUGUAGAACAUAGGCACAUCUCUGUCCACAUUAUUAUAACAUUCUCUUAUCUGGCAAUCCAUUUCACCUUUCUUUUAUGUUUUGUUUUUAGAUAAAACUUUUUUUAAAAAAAGACAGGAAUGUUAGGCAUAGCCACAUAUUUAUUACAAGAGAAUGCAAAAGCAGAAAAAAAAGACUCCAGGCAAGCCAUACGAAAUCUCAAUAUUAAUAAUUAACAAGCACAAAUUUAUAGUGUACUUUGUUUAAUCAGUGCCAUUGUAUGUGAUGUAAAAAAAAAAUGGGGAAUGCAAUUUUCAUUGUUGCUAAAAUUAAAUGUAUUUAUGGCAAACGCCAGACGAGAAACUGAAUUAUAUAAAAUGAAUGUCACAAGA
This is a messenger RNA of Thrips palmi, 3615 nucleotides long. It is a transcript of the gene Cow, whose product is annotated as proteoglycan Cow. The transcript is spliced from 12 exons. Gene Ontology annotation, molecular function: calcium ion binding; protein binding. The coding region runs from base 186 to 1742 and encodes 518 amino acids. Lineage: Eukaryota; Metazoa; Arthropoda; Insecta; Thysanoptera; Thripidae. Gene Ontology annotation, biological process: establishment of protein localization to extracellular region. The record is from RefSeq and is a predicted model, not a curated record.